CUAUCAAAUUUAUAUUUUAUCACAACUUCAAUAUUAAUAUUAAUAACUUUAUUUUAUUUAUAUUUAACCAGAACAUUUAAUUACUGGUCAGUUCGCGAUGUUUUGUACAAAAAACCGACAAUAAUAUUCGGUAAUUUUAGUGACUUAUUAUUAUUCAAAAAAUCGCUACCGGAAGUAAUCAAAGAUAUGUACAAUUGGUUUAAUUCAUCAUAUUUUGGAGUCUUCCGUGUGCGCUCGCCGAUUUUAAUUAUCCGAGAUCCUGAAUUAAUUAAGCGCGUCUGCGUUAAAGAUUUCAAAUACUUUAUAAAUCGGGGAAUCCCGACAAAUACAGAGGACCAACUGUCCUGCCAUUUAUUUAAUUUGGAAGGAAACAAGUGGAAAAAUUUACGGCAUAAAUUAACGCCAGUAUUUUCAGGCGGUAAAAUUAAAAAAAUGUUUCCGUUGUUGCAAGAAUGCGGAGUUAUUUUAUAUAAAUUAAUUAAUAAAACGAGAGUUGAUGCUGCUGUUGACGUACGUGAAUUGGCGGUUAAUUUUACCAUUGACGUCAUUGGUAGCUGUGCAUUUGGAAUAAAAAUUAAUGCAUUGACUGAUGAACAAUCAGAGUUUCAUUGUGCUGUUAAAAAAUUAUCCAAGCAGAGUUACAAAAGUACAAUUUGGCGGAUACUUCGCACGGCGAUACCGCGGGCUUAUAAAUUAUUUAAAAUACAAAUAAUUGACCGGGAUGUUACCAAGUUUUUUAAAGACAUUGUCAAGCAAAUUAUUGCGCAAAGAGAAGUAGAAUAUGAGAGCCAGCAAAGAAGAAAUGAUUUUAUGGAUUUGUUAAUUGAAUUGAAAAAUAAUUGCCUGCAUGAUAAUGAUGAUAGUGAAGACAAUAUUGAAUUAAAUGAAAAUACAAUAGCAGCUCAAGCAUUUGUAUUUUUUGUUGCUGGAUAUGAAACCUCAUCAAAUACUAUAGCGUUUUGUCUUUACGAAUUAGCAUUAAAUUCAGAAAUUCAAAAACGAGUUAAAAAUGAAAUUAAAAUGACGAUAAAAAAUGACGGAGAAUUAACUUACGACUCAAUACAAAAAAUGACGUAUCUGGAAAAAGUAAUUUUAGAAACUCUGAGAAAAUAUCCGUCAGCGGCAAUGAUUUCCCGAAGAUGUGAGUCCACAUACGAGAUACCAAAUACUAAAAUAAAAUUACCACCAGGCAUGAGAGUAAUUAUUCCAAUUUACGGACUCCAUCACGACCCGAAUUAUUAUCCAGAGCCAGAUAAAUUUAAUCCAGACAGAUUCAGCGAUAAAAAUAUUAUAAAUUCCUCGACUUUUAUGCCAUUCGGCGAGGGACCGCGCAAUUGUAUCGGAAUUCGUUUUGCAAUGUUGCAAGUUAAAAUUGGACUGAUAUCAUUUUUAAAAAAUAACAGCCUUCAAGUUUCCAGUAAAACAACGAUCCCAAUAAAAUUUAGCCGCCGCAGUUUGGUUACGAGUAGUGAAAAUGGUGUUUGGUUAAAUAUUCACUCUGAUAAUUAA
This is a messenger RNA of Microplitis demolitor, 1509 nucleotides long. RefSeq names its product probable cytochrome P450 6a23. The record is from RefSeq and is a predicted model, not a curated record. The transcript is spliced from 4 exons. Lineage: Eukaryota; Metazoa; Arthropoda; Insecta; Hymenoptera; Braconidae. Gene Ontology annotation, molecular function: monooxygenase activity; iron ion binding; heme binding. The annotation marks the transcript as partial.